GGCUCAUGAACGCGCAUUUGACACCAAAUCCUCUAGAUUACUGGAUCCCGUGCCUCGCCAAGGGAAAGAAGAUUGUCUUACCAUACCAACGGUGUUUUUAUUCGCUAUAUAUAAAUUCAAGGGACUUUGGGGGAUCGAAUAUAACAUUUCAUGGAAUAGAAUUCUUUGGAAGGGUCGUUUCUGUACCUUCUCUGUCUGCUCUUUGGUUGAGGAAAGAGCCCAGCCGCUUGCGUUGUCAGGCCAGUGUUGGUUGUUCUGAGAAACAGCAAUAGCUUCCCGUGCUUACUUUGCACUGUGAAAGUCUAUUCUUUGGACGGAAAUACAAUGCCAGGAGACAGCAAAGUGAAUAUUAUUGGAGUAACAAUCAACAAUAGGCCAUGAUGUCGGUGGAAUUUCAUUUUGUUAUGGGAUAACUGUGAUAUCGUUGCCAUAAUAACGGGUUGAUCAUCAAUGAUUUCAGUGUAACAGUAUUUGAAAUAAUUCUGAAUUGUUAUAAUACUGUAACAUAUUGAGUAUGCCACCUCAGAGUCUGCUUGACUCAGAAGAACACACCAAGGGACCUAAGUAAACACAACAAUUCAAGUCCUAUGCGGUAGAAUGCACUGAUGAUCUUCGUAUUGCUGGAUAUUCAUUCCUUUGUCAACUGUCUUAUCUGAAGAAGGCAGGCUUGAAAAUGGCAUCCUUUUUCAAUUUCCGUAAAAUCUUUAAAUUGGGUGCUGAGAAGAAGAAGAAACAGUAUGAGCAUGUCCACAGAGAUGAGAACCCAGAGGAGAUAUGGGAGAUCAUUGGCGAACUGGGGGAUGGAGCUUUUGGAAAAGUCUAUAAGGCCCAGAACAAGCAAACAGGCAUUCUGGCUGCAGCUAAAGUGAUCGAUACCAAGACGGAGGAGGAGCUGGAGGACUAUAUGGUAGAGAUCGAUAUCCUGGCCUCCUGCGACCAUCACAACAUAGUGAAGCUGCUGGACGCCUUCUACUACGACAGCAAGCUAUGGAUCCUGAUAGAGUUCUGUGCAGGUGGAGCGGUGGAUGCCGUCAUGCUGGAGCUUGAGAGGCCCCUGACGGAGCCCCAGAUCCGGGUGGUGUGUAAGCAGACCCUCCAGGCCCUCCUCUACCUCCACGACAACAAGGUGAUCCACAGAGACCUGAAGGCUGGGAACAUCCUGCUAUCCCUGAACGGCGACGUCAAACUGGCUGACUUUGGUGUGUCGGCCAAAAAUACCAAAACACUACAGAGGAGAGACUCUUUCAUCGGGACGCCAUACUGGAUGGCCCCGGAGGUGGUGAUGUGUGAGACGUUUAAGGACCGUCCGUACGACUACAAGGCUGACAUCUGGUCCCUGGGGGUGACUCUGAUCGAGAUGGCCCAGAUUGAGCCUCCCAACCACGAGAUGAACCCUAUGAGAGUCCUGCUGAAAAUAGCCAAGGCCGAUCCUCCUACCCUGAUGCAGCCGUCACGCUGGUCUCCAGAGUUCAGUGAUUUCCUAAGAAAGUGUCUCGAUAAGAAUGUGGACAACAGAUGGAAUGUGGCACAACUUCUACAGCAUCCAUUUUUGAGUACUGUGACAGACAGCAGACCGUUGAGGGAGCUGAUCGCUGAAGCAAAGGCUGAGGUUUACGAGGAGAUUGAGGAUCACAAGGAGGAAGAGGAGGAGGAGGAUGGAGAGACACAACGGGGUCACAAACGUGCACCGUCCGAUGCCAGUGUUGCCAGCUCGGAGGAUGAGAAACUCCCUCAGUCUCCCUCAGCCUCCAUCUUGGAGUCUUUACCGGAGAAGGCUGAACCGGUUAUCACAACACCACAGAUUGUUGAAAAGAUCCCUGAACCAAGUGUUGUCAAGCCAGAGGAGAACCUGGUUGUGGACACUAGCUUCGUCGAGGAGCCUGCUGUCCCUGCAGAAGUGGAGAAAAUGGAUGAGACCCUUGGUGUUCCAAUAAAUGGAGAGACAACAGAAGCCAGUGAGAAACCAGUAGAGGUGAAGGAAGAGGAGGAGAAGGUUCCAGAAACAACAGAGGUUUCCCCAACAGAACCCAGUGAGAUAGCUUCUUCAGAACCAGCUGAGAAACCAGCAGAGCCCCAACCAGAAGGAACCGUUUCCAAUGCUGAAGUCACCAUAGCCGACAAGGAGAUGGAACAACUGGCCAUAUCCAAUCAAGAUGAAAAGGAAGUGGACACAGCUGAGGUCCAGACGAAUGAGAUCACCGCAGAAGGGUCAGAGGCCAAGGAAGAGCAAACGGAAGACAAGAUGGAAGUUGAGGAGGAACCAGCCAACGGGAAGCCUAGCCGGGAAGCAAAGGUUACCGUGACAACCCCAGAGGAGACUAAGGUGGACGACAAACUCACACCUUCAUCUUCAGCGGUCUGGAAAGAGGAGGAAGGAGAGAAAGAGAGAGUGGAGUAUAAGCCAACUGUGGAGACAGGAACUCCAGUGAAGUCUAAGGAUGAGAAGGAGAGGGAUUCGGACUCUGGGAGUAGUUCUGCUGCAGAUAACGGCAGUAUAGACAUGAACCUGUCCAUCUCCAGCUUCCUGACCAAAACCAAGGAGCCAGGAACCCUCUCCAUACAGGACACCAAGCGCCAGAAGAAGACACUGAAGAAGACCCGUAGGUUCGUGGUGGAUGGAGUCGAGGUUAGCGUGACGACGUCGAAGAUCGUCACCGACAAUGACACCAAGAACGAGGAGAUGAGGUUCCUCAGGCGUCAGGAGCUGAGGGAGCUGCGUCUCCUGCAAAAAGAGGAACAGAGGGCCCAGCAGCAGCUCAGCAAUAAACUGCAGCAGCAGAAAGAACAGAUAUUCCGCCGCUUCGAACAGGAGACGACCAGUAAGAAGCGCCAUUACGACCAGGAAGUGGAGAACCUGGAGAGACAGCAGAAGCAGACCAUCGAGAGGCUGGAGCAGGAGCACACCAACCGGCUGAGGGACGAGGCCAAGCGCAUCAAGGCCGAGCAGGACAAGGAGCUGUCCAAGUUCCAGAACAUGCUCAAGAACCGCAAGAAAGAGUUCAAACAGGAAAUGCGACUCGCGCCCAGGCACAAGAGAAACGCUAUCGUGAAACGGGAAAAAAAGGAUAUAAUCACGACUCCACGUGAAGAGGGAGUGGUCCAGGGCAUGAUUCAAUCUUUUCAGUUGUCCUCCUGCACUCUCUUCAACGCCCCCAUGCAGGAUGAGCAGGAGUUCCUGCAGAAACAGCAGCAGGAGCUGGACUGUGCCCUGAAGAAGAUCAUCCAGCAACACAAACACGAGCUGGCCACCAUCGAGAGAGACUGUCUCAACCACAAACAACAGCUCCUCAGAGCACGGGAAGCAGCAAUGUGGGAGCUGGAAGAGCGCCACCUACAGGAGAAACACCAGUUGUUUAAACAACAGCUGAAAGACCAGUACUUCAUGCAGAGACACCAGCUGCUCAAGAGACAUGAGAAGGAGAUGGAGCAGAUGCAGCGCUACAACCAGCGUCUGAUUGAGGAGAUGAAGAACAGGCAGACACAGGAGAGGGCCCGCUUACCCAAGAUCCAGCGCAGCGAUGCCAAGACGCGCAUGGCCAUGUUCAAGAAGAGCCUCCGAAUCACUGGGGGCCCCAUCACACCCGAGCAGGAGAGGGAGAAGGUCAAACAGUUUGCAGCCCAGGAGGAGAAGAGGCAGAAGAAUGAGAGGCUCCACCAGCACCAGAAACAUGAGAACCAGAUGAGAGACCUGCAACUGCAGUGUGACGCCAACAUCAGGGAGCUGCAGCAGUUACAGAACGAGAAGUGCCACAUCCUGAUAGAGCACGAGACCCAGAAGCUGAAGGAGCUGGAUGAGGAGCACAGCCAGGAGCUGAAGGAGUGGAGGGAGAAACUACGACCCAGGAAGAAGGCUCUGGAGGAAGAGUUUGCCAGGAAGCUUCAGGAGCAGGAGGUCUUCUUUAAGAUGAGUGGAGAGUCAGAGUGCCUUAACCCCUCAGCCCAGAGCCGCAUCUCUAAGUUCUACCCCAUCCCCAGUGUCCACUCCACUGGCUUCUAGGGGUUAACCCAUUCAUGACACUCCGGAUGGACAUGGACAUAUAUCCACACCCACAUAUUGAAGGCAUACACAAUGAAUAGAUAUACACACUCCGGAUGGAUACACACACACACACACACACACACACACACACACACACACACACACACACACACACACACACACACACACACACACACACACUAAUAAGACUGAGCCUCUGCUGCCUUGUCCCGUCUCCACUGAUGACAAUCAGGGGGACGAAGGGGCGAUAUCUCCGAGGGGUGUGUUUGUACCCCUCUAAGGGUGAGUGUACCCCUCUAUCGGUUUCUGGACGAGGAUGGGACAGUAGCCCUCAAGCUACAGACUGUGUUAAUCAUGAAGACCCUUUUAAUGGUGAUCUGUUAUACAUAAUUGACCCCUUUUUCAUUGUAUAGGGUCGUGUUCAGUCGGGCACACCGUAGCAAGAGUUUCAAUUUGUGUUCUUAUUGUAGAAGUAGUACCUCCCCGUUUCACUCCAUUUCAAAUCAUUUUCCACUGACUGAACAAAACCCAGUUUUAUUUCUUAUAGCUUCCUCUUUUGAAAUGAGUUAUGAAGGAGAUUCUUGACAUUAUGCAUUUUCAAAUUUGAUACUUUGGCACUGUGUUCCUCAAAUCCUAGCCUCCAAGUCACUAAAGUGUCUCAGGCAGAUUACAUUUUUUAUUGAUGAUUCUUUUUCAUUUGUGAAUCUUUUUUUUUCUUGAAGAAUCUAGUGCCUGUAUACUUUUAUUUCAAUGGGCUGGCUUGUCAAAUUUAAGCUUCCUCUGAAAAAAAAUAACUAUUGCUGCUCAAUUUUUAUCCCAUUUAGUUAUUUGCACUAAAUCAGGGCUGCCCAACCCUCUUCCUGAUUCAGCUAGUUAAGGUCUUGUUGAGCAGCUAAUUAGUAGAAUCAGGUGUGUUAAAUUAGGGUUGGACUGAAAACCCACAGGACGGUAGAUCUCCAGGAAGAGGGUUGAGCAGCCCUGCACUAAAUAAAAAGGAUGAAGUAACAUUUUGUACCAGAAGUCCAAUAUAAUUAACUUAUAUAUUCAAUAUCUUUGGUGAUGUUUGAGAGAGCUAAUGAUCUGAUAAGAAUUUACUUUUGGUAAAGGAUGAAAAGCACAUUUUUUUAUAAUGAAUCUUAACAAAGGCAUGAUAUAUUUUAUAUGCAAUCACACACAUCUUGACAAGAUAUUGAAUUUAGUUUUCAAUGGACUAGGGAGUGACUGCCUGUAGUUGUGCAUGGGUUUCAAUGCAAGUUUGACUUCUUAUGUUAUAAUUAUGGUAUCAAAUGUUAUUUUUUGGAGCUUAUUAACAACAGUUUGGGAUUUAUAUUUUUCUGUCGGAAAUGGUUCCUUUCUUCUAGCCUGGAAUCCAAACUGAAUCACUACUUUCACUGUUGUUUUACUUGAACAUUUGUGAAACGGUUGAGAUUCCCAGGCUGGUAUCUUUCUUCAGGUUUCAUGAGCAUGCCUUUCAUCUUCAGCACAACUCUUGGGAUUUGUUUCUCCCUUUUUGUAAUUUGGUGUAGUCGGCGAGUGGACAUUUUGUUUUAGCAUACUAAGGAGGGGGUAUUAAAAUGGUGUUUGUUUAUAUAUCCAGACAGAGACAAGGUUUUCACUGUGGUUACUCAAAUGGCGUUGUUAAAUAAUUCGCUAGAAAUCUGUGAGGACCUAUAUGAAGGUCUGUUUUGUUAGAAUUUCAUGCAAAUGUUUGGUAUGUCUGUGUAUUGUUUAUGAAAUUGCCUCCCAUUAAUAAGGUAUUAUUGCAUUACCAUAUUCAUCAGUUGACCUGCAUGGCUUUUGGGUUUGUUUGUAAGUAAACUAUGAUACUGUUUUAUUAUCAUUCAUACUAGCUAAUAGCCUUAAUGUUUUCAACAAAAUGUAUGAAGAUACGGUAUUCAUGUUGUGGCCCUCUGUGUAGUUAUUUUAAUCAGACUUAGUUCAAGUCCCGCCCCAAGUGAUCUUUAUAUUCGUAUAGCCUACUGUAUCAUAGUCAAAUGUUUUGUUCGUUACUUAUUUAAUCUGAGGGAAAUUAAUAUGACGUUAUCAUGAGUUGAACAGUUUUGAUAACAUUUUCAGAACUAUAGUUUUAGCUUAUUUUAUCAUAGAUAUGCAUGAUCUACUCUAAAGUGGUGGUAGCCUAUAACCUUCAAUACAGUUAAAAAUCAUUUGUUAAAAAGGAACUGUUGGACCUGACUGGUUUAGGCCAUCAUGGCUUCUGAUUGAUCCAUUUGUUAUCUCACCCUUUUUUGAUUGGCUGCAGGAACAACAAUCAGUCGAUGCUAUUUUAUAAUUGGUCUGUAAUAGUGGCAAACAAAAACAAAACAUGAUACACAAUGAAGGAGUGCUGUGCACCUUACACAAAAUGAAGAUACUCUGCCAGUAGUUAUUUAUGUGGAAAUGUAUCUUUACGGUACAGUAUUGUAGUUUCCUCAAUUGUCAAAUAGUUCAUUUCUAAUCUGAAAUUUAAACUGAAUUGAAAAUAUAAUUAAAUACCAAUCAUGUCAAUAUGUGUUAUGUUAUUAGUUUCAUGAUUUCCUUCUGAUUUUCAAAUUGUAUCAUGAUUGAUUGAUUUCAGAAUGUUGUUUGAAAUUGAACUACCAUUAAAAAAAUAAUGUUUACUUUAUAGUUUAUAGAAUGCCUAUGUACUGUAGAUUUGCAUUGUUCUGUAAAUAAACAAUUUCCUGUAUACAA
Molecule: messenger RNA, 6691 nt
Organism: Salmo salar (Atlantic salmon)
Lineage: Eukaryota; Metazoa; Chordata; Actinopteri; Salmoniformes; Salmonidae
Product: STE20-like serine/threonine-protein kinase
Biological process (GO): protein phosphorylation
Molecular function (GO): protein binding; ATP binding; protein serine/threonine kinase activity
Source: RefSeq, a predicted model, not a curated record